This is a messenger RNA of Eutrema salsugineum, 806 nucleotides long. RefSeq lists its product as uncharacterized. Lineage: Eukaryota; Viridiplantae; Streptophyta; Magnoliopsida; Brassicales; Brassicaceae. Bases 76 to 645 code for a protein of 189 amino acids. The transcript has 3 exons. The record is from RefSeq and is a predicted model, not a curated record.
AACCGAGAAGAAGAGAGAAAGAUCUUUAGAACAGAGAAGAAGAGCUUAGAACAAAUAACAGAGACAACACAAAAAAUGUAUUUCGCCGCCAUAGCUUCUUCAAGUAAAAGCUUUUUCUUACCAAACUCUCACGGUUUCCGACACAGUUUCAAACCCAGAUCCAAUAUCCACCUCGCUCGUCCCAACUCAAUCUGUUGCAAAUUUCCACACCACGAAGACGAAACUGAUUCUUCCAAGAAAAAUGAGAAUCAGCUGGCGAAAUUUGCAAUCGCGACGCUAGCGGUUGGCGUUUUGGCUUUGGGAUCCGUUGGGGAUGCGUCUGCGGCUAAGAGCGGUGGGAGAAUCGGCGGUCAAGCGUUUCGUUCUUCAGCUCCUCGGCCUCCUCCAAGAAUUAACAACCGAUCGAGGACCAACAUCUACGUGAAUCCUCCGGUCGCACCACCUUUGAUUGGUGGCUAUGGAUAUGGCUACGGCGGUUAUGGAUGGUCACCGUUUUCCUAUUUUGCCCCUGGACCUGCGGUGGCAGUUGGUGCCGGUGGUGGCUUCGACCUCCUCGUUCUCUUCAUGUUUUUUGGAGCCGCUUCAGCCGUGGCUAGAAACUUUUUCCGAUCAAGAAAUGAAGAAGACGACGAAGAUGACUAUUAGGGGAAAGAAUAAAAAUAAUUAAAGAGGCUUCUGUAAUAUGCUAUUGUAACAUAGUCAAGUAUACGAAUAUAUAUGAUCUUGUGUAUAAAAUUGUGAUGGAAGAAGACGGUUUGUGAACUUGAGAGUAUUAACUAACUAACUAAGACCUUAAAAUUCAUAGA